Molecule: messenger RNA, 1498 nt
Organism: Cuscuta europaea
Lineage: Eukaryota; Viridiplantae; Streptophyta; Magnoliopsida; Solanales; Convolvulaceae
Source: the annotation of a GenBank genome assembly
CACCCAUUCUUUCCCUUCACUCAUCUCUCUCUUGCUCGUUCUUCUCUUCUUUUUCCAUCAAGAAAUUAGAAAUCCCAGAGCUUUUUUGUUUUGUGUUAUGGAUAUGGAUGCCGCCACCCUGGAACUGAUGGAUGGUGGUGGUGGAGUGGUUUGUGGGGGUUCAAUGUCGACGGUGUCUGAGUCCUAUUCUUCGCACCCGGAGGAAUCCAAUCUUGAAUUGGGUCUUGGACUGAGUCUUGGUGGCAGCGGCGGCGGUGGUUUGAAGAAGGCAAAGGUUGGGUUUUGGGGUCAAUACCCUGGGAGGAAUAGGAUCUUGACGGCUGAGGAUUUCCCUCCAGGGGUUUCUAAAACUUCAUCUUGCUCAUCUUCAUCUUCCUCUGCAACCAAAGCUUCCAAUGCCUUCUGUGGCUCCAAGAGAGCUGCUGAGUCUUCUUCCCCUCCCCGCUCUGGUCUCAGUCAGGUUGUGGGGUGGCCGCCUAUCAGAACAUAUAGAAUUAACAGCUUGGUCAGCCAGCCCAAAUCCCCAGUUGUUGAAGAAGGUUUCUCAGAGAAAAGCAAAAACAAAGUCAUCAUCGUGGACAACUCUAGCAAGAUAAAUAAUGAUGAUGCUAAGGACAAAAACCUUGCCAAGAAGAAAUCAUUGUUUGUGAAGGUCAAUAUGGAUGGAGUUCUGAUUGGGCGGAAGAUUGACCUUGCUGCUCAUACCAACUAUGACAACUUAGCCCGCACAUUAGAUGACAUGUUCUUUAUUAUGCCUAGCAAAAAUGGCGGUCCAAAAUUUGCUACUCCGUCAGAUUCCAAAAACUCUGAAGAGAAAAAUGGCAUGACUGAAGCCUCAAAAUUGCUGGAUGGAUCAUCUGAAUUUGUGCUUACUUAUGAAGACAAAGAAGGCGAUUGGAUGCUUGUUGGAGAUGUUCCAUGGGAGAUAUUUGUAUGCUCGGUAAAGAAGUUGAGGAUCGCAAGAAAAUCUGAGGUCAAUGGGCUGGGUCUAAGUGUGUGUGAUGAAAGGAAUGCGAGACCGAUGACUACGACAAUUAAUAAGCCAGUAUGAGUUGUACAAGUGAAAAACUAUUCUAUAUGCCCCAACAACUGAUUGAUUGACUCGUACUCGAUGAAGCGUAAUACCACUUGGCCAACUAUUUUUGUUCCAUUUGAUUGUUAAUUUCUUUGUUUUGACGCGCUCUUUUCUCCCCCCAUGUUAUAAUUGUCUAUGCUAUGUUAUCCCCAAAUGUCGUUGAAAAUAUACAAAAGCAUCAUAGUCGAAUGUGUUCAUGUGAAUGAACACAUUGUUGGAUUUGUUGGAAUACUUAGUCUGUUUUUGUAGUAUUUUGUAAAGUAUGGAAGCGCCCACUCUGUAAUGUUUUAAGCUUUUAAGACAGAGGAAAGAAUACUGUUUAGUAAAGAGCUGUAUGAAAUAUGAUGAACUGGUGAUGGUUCAAACUUUACCUACCUCAGCUAAUAUAAUAUAUGGAGUGAAUUUUGAUUGAUGUGUGCCUUA